Diaporthe amygdali is the source of this 2136-nucleotide messenger RNA. RefSeq lists its product as uncharacterized. The record is from RefSeq and is a predicted model, not a curated record. The coding region runs from base 1 to 2136 and encodes 711 amino acids. The transcript is spliced from 8 exons. Lineage: Eukaryota; Fungi; Ascomycota; Sordariomycetes; Diaporthales; Diaporthaceae.
AUGAUCUCCCCUUCAUACUUCGUCGCACUGCCUCUGGCGGCCCUCGCGGCCGCACAAAACAGCAACACGACGACGUACAACGUGACCAUCUCCUGGUACGGGACCAACGACCCCAAGGGCUCGCCCAACUGCAACAGCAACACAGUAGCCUGCGGGUUCUACACCUAUCCCGGCUACGCAGCAGCCGUAUCGCAGAACCUCUUCGGCGCAGGUCCCGGCGAGGGCAAAGGCCCCGCCUGCGGGACAUGCUACCGCGUCACGGUCGAGACGGACGCGCAGAGCGGCAAGCCUGUGCCUAAUGCGGGGAGCAGCAUCGUGGUGAAAGUGAACAAUCUGUGCCCCGCGGAUGGGGACGACCCGAUCUGCGCGCAGCCCGACCUGCAGACGCCCAACCAGUACGGCGGGGUGGUGGACUUCAACCUGUGCAAUGACGACGGGGCACACGCGGCGCUGCUGGCGCCUGCUAAUACCGGGCUGGCGGGGGGCACGGCGGUGGAGGUGGGCUGUGGAGAGUGGAAUGGGACCGAGAAGACAGACUGUGGGAUUCGUGAUAUUCAACAUGGCUCGAGUGCCCUCAAUCAAAUGGACCGCAGCCAGGCUCUGGAGCUCUCGGUUUUCCGCGGAACAGCAGAAGCCAGGAAAAGACCGCCAAUAUGCCAGAUAUGUCGCCGAAUCACCACCUGGGUCAUCCGCAGUGGGCCAGCUUUGAUAUCACCAAUUAUGGCGCGGCACGGCGAGAGAGCUACGUGGCUUGUCUUGGCUGCCAGAGAUAAAGUUGUCUGCCACUGCCAUAUGGAUCGUCUCAACAGGCUCAAAAAGCUGCGUCAAUGGGGAGGACGCCGGCGACAUCAUUCAACACCGAAUGCCAAUGGCACGGAACAGGACAGUACACAGCCUGUUGAGGCUGACCUAGAGAAAGGAUCUGGUGUUGCGACCAAGCGACCCAAAUCUCCUGCACCUUACUUCGGAUUUGAAGAAGAGCACAGCCCAGGACUAUCCGAAACACGAACGAAGGCACAACUCGAGGCUGAAAUGGCCAUGCUCCUCGACAAAUUCAGAUCCCUGCAGUCUAACCUUGUUAAAAGCACAUUGCUUGCACAGGAAAAUGCUUUGGAGAUCAAGACUCUACGACAAGAAACGUUUGCUUUAGAGGGGAAGUACCGCGUCAGGGGUUACGAGCUCGAGGAGUCUAAGGAAUAUAAUGGGAAGGCGAAUCUGGCGCUUGAGGAAGCCCGCAAAACCAUCAAAGAUCUAGAACAAAUGCUUGAGCAGGCGAAUGAGGCGAGCAUGCUAGAAAAUGGUCACGCAACCCCACAACUAUCGGCACCGCCAGACACGACUGACCAGCAAAUGAGAGAGGCCUGUACGUUGUUUCGCAAGAAGGUAGUCCAGGCUGCCACCUGGCUCAUAGAGUCAGAGAGAGGACCAGUGAAGAAUAUCCUCAGGUCACUAGAGAUUAAGGAGGUCGACCAGCCCCUGCUUUGUGCGCCGAUUGCGAAUCAGCUAUUCUCCAUGGUCUUACUUGCAUUUGAGAAGACUCUUGGCAUCAAGAUGACCCACGACAUAAAUGAACCCCUGAGACUACCUCUUGUCAGCGCUGAAAAGAUGUCUCGCGUGGAUAAACUUCUCGGAUUCGGCACAGGAGCGAUUGCAAGCUCUGUCCAAGAGGACUUCGGGGCUCUUCUUCGACGGAUGAUCUACCAACGAGCGUUGUCAAUCUUUCUGGCAGAUUUCUGGCUGAGUUCGGAAUGCCCGAAUAUGCUCUUCUUCCAAGGACUGCUUCGCGAAUGCACUGACGCCUUCGUACCUCUGGUUCGGGGGCUGCCACUGGGCCUGGUUUUUCGCGAAUACGAGCUAAAGUCUUGGGAAUGGCGCCUCUGCAACUCCUUGCAGGGUUUACGGGAGAGCAACCUAGCCAAGUCUUUUUUCAUGUUCCCGGAGUACCUUCGCUUUACCGAAACUGACGGUCGUGGUCGGACCAUAUUACGCCAAUGCUUGAUGGAGCGUGUUGACGGACGACCGCAAGUAACCUACCUUGGGUCAGAGAGGUUUGAUAAUAAUGGCCAUCGUGUGGAGGAAGACCCGAGUCAGGGGUCAGACUUGGCUGUGGGAUUAGACUCGAGUGUACCCAAGUGA